GGGACAGGUCGGCUUCCGGGAUGUGGUCGGUCCUUUGUCUCUCGCUGCAGCCGGAGGUCAAGGUCUCGUCCUUACUGCUCUGUGUCCUCUGCUCCUAGAGUCCCAGCCUCUGUGGCCCUAUGACCUGCAGGUAUUGGGAGAUCCACAACUAAGUCGCCAGGACCCCCUGGAAGCCUAGAAAUGACCUGAAACUGAUUCAGUGACCAUGGGGCACAGAAACCCAAUCAGAGUAAAAUAUGUGCACUGAGUAGACCUGUAGACGUGAGAAUCCACUUCUCCCUCCCUCCUCAUGCGAAAAUGCCCACAAAUGUUCAGGGAUCAUUGACAUUUAGGGAUGUGGCCAUAGAAUUCUCUCUGGAGGAGUGGCAGUGCCUGGACUCUACACAGCAGAAUUUAUAUAGAAAUGUGAUGUUAGAGAACUACAGAAACCUGGUCUUCCUGGGUAUUGCUGCCUUUAAGCCAGACCUGAUCAUUUUUCUGGAGGAAGGAAAAGAGCCCUGGAAUAUGAAGAGACAUGAGAGGGUGGAAGAAUCCCCAGUUAUAUGUUCUCAUUUUGCUCAAGAUCUUUGGCCAGAGCAGGGCAUAGAAGAUUCUUUCCAAAAAGUGAUAUUGAGAAGGUAUGAAAAAUGUGGACAUGAGAAUUUACACUUAAAAAUUGGUUAUACCAAUGUGGAUGAGUGUAAGGUGCACAAAGAAGGUUAUAAUAAACUUAACCAGAGUUUGACAACUACACGGAGAAAAGUAUUUCAACGUGGCAAAUAUGCAAAUGUCUUUCAUAAAUGUUCAAAUUCAAACAGACAUAAGAUAAGGCAUACUGGAAAGAAACGUUUGAAAUGUAAAGAAUAUGUCAGAUCAUUUUGCAUGCUUUCGCACCUAUCUCAACAUAAAAGAAUUUAUACUAGAGAGAAUUCCUACAAAUGUGAAGAAGGUGGCAAAGCUUUUAACUGGUCCUCAACCCUUACUCAUUAUAAGAGUGCUCAUACUGGAGAGAAACCCUACAGAUGUAAAGAAUGUGGCAAAGCCUUUAGUAAGUUCUCAAUACUUACUAAACAUAAGGUAAUUCAUACUGGAGAGAAAUCCUACAAAUGUGAAGAAUGUGGCAAAGCUUUUAACCAAUCUGCAAUCCUUACUAAACAUAAGAUAAUUCAUACUGGAGAGAAACCCAACAAAUGUGAAGAAUGUGGCAAAGCCUUUAGUAAGGUCUCGACUCUUACUACACAUAAGGCAAUUCAUGCUGGAGAGAAGCCCUACAAAUGUAAAGAAUGUGGCAAAGCCUUUAGUAAGGUCUCAACCCUUAUUACACAUAAGGCAAUUCAUGCUGGAGAGAAGCCCUACAAAUGUAAAGAAUGUGGCAAAGCUUUUAGUAAGUUCUCAAUCCUUACUAAACAUAAGGUAAUUCAUACUGGAGAGAAACCCUACAAAUGUGAAGAAUGCGGCAAAGCCUAUAAGUGGCCCUCAACCCUUAGUUAUCAUAAGAAAAUUCAUACUGGAGAGAAACCCUACAAAUGUGAAGAAUGUGGCAAAGGUUUUAGUAUGUUCUCAAUCCUUACUAAACAUGAGGUAAUUCAUACUGGAAAGAAACCCUACAAAUGUGAAGAAUGUGGCAAAGCUUUCAACUGGUCCUCAAACCUUAUGGAACAUAAGAAAAUUCACACUGGAGACACACACUACAAAUGUGAAGAAUGUGGCAAAGGCUUUAGUAUGUUCUCAAUCCUUACUAAACAUAAGGUAAUUCAUAAUGGAGAGAAACCCUACAAAUGUGAAGAAUGUGACAAAGCCUUCAGCUGGCCCUCAAGCCUUACUGAACAUAAGGCAACUCAUGCUGGAGAGAAACCCUACAAAUGUGAAGAAUGUGGCAAAGCUUUCAACUGGUCCUCAAACCUUAUGGAACAUAAGAGAAUUCAUACUGGAGAGAAACCCUACAAAUGUGAAGAAUGUGGCAAAAGCUUCAGUACAUUCUCAAUCCUUACUAAACAUAAGGUAAUUCAUACUGGAGAGAAACCCUACAAAUGUGAAGAAUGUGGCAAAGCCUAUAAGUGGUCCUCAACCCUUAGUUAUCAUAAGAAAAUUCAUACUGUAGAGAAACCCUACAAAUGUGAAGAAUGUGGCAAAGCUUUUAACCAAUCUGCAAUUCUUAUUAAACAUAAGAGAAUUCAUACUGGUGAGAAACCCUACAAAUGUGAAGAAUGUGGCAAAACCUUUAGUAAGGUCUCAACCCUUACUACACAUAAGGCAAUUCAUGCUGGAGAGAAGCCAUACAAAUGUAAAGAAUGUGGCAAAGCCUUUAGUAAGUUCUCAAUCCUUACUAAACAUAAGGUAAUUCAUACUGGAGAGAAACCCUACAAAUGUGAAGAAUGUGGCAAAGCUUUCAACUGGUCCUCAAACCUUAUGGAACAUAAGAGAAUUCAUACUGGAGAGAAACCCUACAAAUGUGAAGAAUGUGGCAAAAGCUUUAGUACAUUCUCAGUCCUUACUAAACACAAGGUAAUUCAUACUGGAGAGAAACCCUACAAAUGUGAAGAAUGUGGCAAAGCCUAUAAGUGGUCCUCAACCCUUAGUUAUCAUAAGAAAAUUCAUACUGUAGAGAAACCCUACAAAUGUGAAGAAUGUGGCAAAGCUUUUAACCGAUCUGCAAUCCUUAUUAAACAUAAGAGAAUUCAUACUGGUGAGAAACCCUACAAAUGUGAAGAAUGUGGCAAAACCUUUAGUAAGGUCUCAACCCUUACUACACAUAAGGCAAUUCAUGCUGGAGAAAAGCCCUACAAAUGUAAAGAAUGUGGCAAAGCCUUUAGUAAGUUCUCAAUCCUUACUAAACAUAAGGUAAUUCAUACUGGAGAGAAACCCUACAAAUGUGAAGAAUGUGGCAAAGCCUAUAAAUGGCCCUCAACCCUUAGUUAUCAUAAGAAAAUUCAUACUGGAGAGAAACCCUACAAAUGUGAAGAAUGUGGCAAAGGUUUUAGUAUGUUCUCAAUCCUUACUAAACAUGAGGUAAUUCAUACUGGAGAGAAACCCUACAAAUGUGAAGAAUGUGGCAAAGCCUUCAGCUGGUUGUCAGUCUUUAGUAAACAUAAGAAAACUCAUGCUGGAGAGAAAUUCUACAAAUGUGAAGCAUGUGGCAAAGCCUAUAAGUCAUCCUCAACCCUUAGUUAUCAUAAGAAAAUUCAUACUGAAGAGAAACCUUACAAAUGUGAAGAAUGUGGCAAAGGCUUUAGUACAUUCUCAAUCCUUACUAAACAUAAGGUAAUUCAUACUGGAGAGAAACCCUACAAAUGUGAAGAAUGUGGCAAAGCCUUCAGCUGGCCCUCAAGACUUACUGAACAUAAGGCAACUCAUGCUGGAGAGGAACCCUACAAAUGUGAAGAAUGUGGCAAAGCUUUCAACUGGUCCUCAAACCUUAUGGAACAUAAGAUAAUUCAUACUGGAGAGAAACCCUACAAAUGUGAAGAAUGUGGCAAAAGCUUUAGUACAUUCUCAAUCCUUACUAAACAUAAGGUAAUUCAUACUGGAGAGAAACCCUACAAAUGUGAAGAAUGUGGCAAAGCCUAUAAGUGGUCCUCAACCCUUAGUUAUCAUAAGAAAAUUCAUACUGCAGAGAAACCCUACAAAUGUGAAGAAUGUGGCAAAGGCUUUGUUAUGUUCUCAAUCCUUGCAAAACAUAAGGUAAUUCAUACUGGAGAGAAACUCUACAAAUGUGAAGAAUGUAGCAAAGCCUAUAAGUGGCCCUCAACCCUUAGAUAUCACAAGAGAAUUCAUACUGGAGAGAAACCCUACAAAUGUGAAGAAUGUGGCAAAGCCUUUAGUACGUUCUCAAUCCUCACUAAACAUAAGGUAAUUCAUACUGGAGAGAAACCCUACAAAUGUGAAGAAUGUGGCAAAGCCUUCAGCUGGUUAUCAGUCUUCAGUAAGCAUAAGAAAAUUCAUACUGGAGAGAAACUCUAGAAAUGUGAAGAAUGUGGCAAAGCCUGUAAGUGGCCCUCAACCCUUAGUUAUCAUAAGAAAAUUCAUACUGGAGAGAAACCCUACAAAUGUGAAGAAUGUGGCAAAGCUUUCAACUGGUCCUCAAACCUUAUGGAACAUAAGAGAAUUCAUACUAGAGAGACACCCUACAAAUGUGAAGAAUGUGGCAAAGGCUUUAGUAUGUUCUCAAUCCUUACUAAACAUAGGGUAAUUCAUACUGGAGAGAAACCCUACAAAUGCAAAGAAUGUGGCAAAGCCUGUAAGUGGUCCUCAACCCUUAGUUAUCAUAAGAAAACUCAUACUGGAGAGAAACCCUACAAAUGUGAAGAAUGUGGCAAAGGCUUUUGUACAUUCUCAAUCCUUGCUAAACAUAAGGUAAUUCAUACUGGAGAGAAACCCUACAAAUGUGAAGAAUGUGGCAAAGCCUUCAGCUGGUCCUCAGUCUUUAGUAAACAUAAGAAAAUUCAUGCUGGAGAGAAAUUCUAAAAAUGUGAAGAAUGUGGCAAAGCUUUUAAACAGUUCCCAACCCUCCUACACAUAAGAAAAUUAAUGCUGGAGAGAAACACUACAAAUGAGAAGAAUGUGGCAAAGGCUUCAACCAGUCCUCAAACCUUAUGGAACAUAAGAGAAUUCAUACUGGUGAGAAACCCUACAAAUGUGAAGAAUGUGAUAAAGACUUGAACUGGUCCUCACACCUUACUACUCAUAAAAGAAUUCAUACUGGAGGAAAAACCCUACAAAUAUGAAAAAUGUGGCAAAACUAUUAAUUAAUUCUCAACCCUUACUGAACAUAAGGGAAUUUGUACAGGAGGGAAACCCUACAAAUCUGAAGAAUGUGGCAAGCCUUUUAGCUAUUCCUCAAUCCUUACUAAACAUUCAUGUAAUUCAUACUGGAGGGAAUUCCUACAAUUGUGUGGAAUGUGGCAAAGCCCUUAACCAGUCCUUAAGGCUUACUACAUAUAAGACAACUCAUACUGGAGAGAAACCAUGCAUGUGUGAAGAAUGUGGGAAAGCCUCUAAUAGAUCCUCAAUUCUUAAGAGACAUAAGCUAAUUCAUACACAAGAGAGACUCUACAAACCUGAAAGGUGUGACAAUGCCUUUGGCAACACCUCAGACUUUUCUGAAUAUAAAAGAAAUCGUACAGAUGAGAAAUCCUAGAAAAGUGAAGAAUAUGACAAAGCCUUUAAGUGGCUGUCACACUUGAUUGUAGGUAAGAUAACUCAUACUGGAGAAAACUACUGUAAUAAACAAUGUGACAAACAUUUAACCAGUGCUCAUGCCUUAUUGCAAAGGAAAGCAUUUACACUAGCCUGGGCAACAGAGAGAGACUGUCUGGAAAAAAAAUUUUGUUAAUGCCAGUAAUAUCUUCUCACAGCUUAUUAAACAUCAGAGAGUUCAUACUAAAUAAAAGUAUUAAAAGUGCAAUCACUGUCACUAGAUCUUUCAGAAAAUAAAAGCUGUUAAAGUACAGAAGAAUAUUUAUUUUGAGGAAACACAUUAUAAAUAUUAAGAGGGUUGUAGUACAUGUACAUGUAUCACAGAUUUCAUUGUACACAUUUUGUACUACAGGAAAACCUGAGGUAGUUGUUCCAACUUUGCUCAACAUCAGGGAAUUUAUAUUGAAGAAUAACCGUGCAAAUUUAAUAAAUUUGGAAAAACAUUUUUUCAAAAACUACAGAUUGUAAAACACAAACGCGUUUAUACUAAAAUAUGUUUUUGCAGAUACAGUAAAUAUAAAAAAUAUUUAAUCCAAAAUUAAGUUUAUGUAAAUAUCAGCUAAUUCACAGUAGAAAUACCUGUCGCUCAAACUUCAGAUAUUACACUAAAUCAGACUGCUGAGUAUAGGAAAAAAUCCAAAACUAAAGUUGGCAAAAAGAAGAAUUAUUUGUAUAUAACUUUAAAAGAAGUAGAUCUUUGAAGAGUUAUAAUUAAAUUUAAAGUAUACUUUUUUCUUCAAAACACAGAUUUUUUUUUUUUCCAGACACAUUGGCUUACUGUGGCCAAUACUUUGUGAUGCCAAGGUGGGCAGAUCACCUGAGGUCAGGAGUUCAAGACCAGCCUUGCCAACAUAGUGGAACUAAAAAGAAAUGUUUACUAAACAUGUUUACUAAAAAGAAAUACAGAAAUUAGCCAACGUCUACCUUCCAGGUUCAUGCCAUUCUCCCACCUCAGCCUCCCAAUUAGCUGGGACUACAGGCACCCGCCACCACUCCCAGCUAAUUUUUUGUAUUUUUAGUACAGACGGGGUUUCACCAUAUUAGCCAGGAUGGUCUCGAUCUCCUGACCUCAUGAUACGCCCACCUUGGCCACCCAAAGUCCUGGGAUUACAGGCAUGAGCCACAGUGCCUGGCCUAAUAACAGAAGUCUUUAGCAGAGCAAAAAUGUAUAAAAUGUAUAAUGACAUUGUAUAAGUAAUAAUAAACCUACUAACCAUAAAAAGCCCUGGAUCAUAUGAAAUCACAGCCAAGUUUUACCACAUAUACAAAGAGUUUUACCUAAGCCUACUGAAUGCAUUCGAAAAAAUCAAGGUGGGAUUUCACCCUAACUUGUUAUAUUAAAUCAGUGAAAUAUAUGAAACUAAAAUCUAGUGAAGGCACCACAAAAAAAGGAAAGUACAGGUCAAUAUUCUGGGUGAAUAUUGGAAUAAUAAUCCUCCAUGAAAUACUAGCAAACUGAAUUCAAAAGCAAAUCAGAAAGUUAUUUUGCUACAUUCAUGUGAGCUUUUCCAUAUAUACGAAGGUGUUUCAUGAUAUGGAAGUCAAUAAGUGUGAUUCACCAUGUAAAGAUAAUUAAAAGAAAAAAAAUUAACAGUAGGGGCAGAAAAAGCAUUCAAGAAAACCCAAUAUUGACUCAAAAAUGUUGUCAACACACUGGACAUUGAUGAAAAUAUCUUAAUAAGAGUCAUCUAUGACAAAUCCUUAGCCAACAUCAUACUAAAAGAGCAAAAACUGGAAGCAUUCUCCAUGAGAAUAAAAAUAAGAAUAUCCAUUCUAAACAGUCCUAUUGAAGUUAUGAAAUCCUAGCCAGAGAAUAAAAGGAAUCCAAACAGAAAACAAAGAAAGUCAAAUUAUCUUUACUGAUGAAAGAAUUGUCCACCUAGAAUACUUUAAAGGUUUCACCAAAAGAGUUCUAAGCCUGGAAAAAGACUUCAAAAAAAAUCUUAGAGUACAAAAUCAGCACAAAUGCAUAGCAUUUCUGUACACCAAUAAUAUUCAAACUGAGAACAAAAUAAAAAACACAGCUCUAUUUACAAUAGCAACAAACACAAAAAAAUACCUAGAAAUACAUUAAAUCAAGGGGGUAAAAUAUCUCUACAAAGAACAAUAAAACAUUGCUGAAAGAAACGAGAGACAAUGCAAAUAAAUGGAAAAAUAUUGCUCAUGGAUUCAAAUAAUAUAAUUAAAAUGGUCAUUCUGCCUAAAGCAACCUACAGAUUAAGUGCUAUUUUUAUCAGACUAUCCAUGACGAUUUUUAUUGAAUUAGAAAAAGAAAGCUAUUCUAAAAUACAUUCAAAAGAAUUAAAGAGCUCAAAUAGCCAAGAAAACUUCAGACUAAAAGAAUAAAUUUGGGAGGCUGAGAUGGAUGGAUCACCUGAGGUCAGAAGUUUGAGACCAGCCUGGCCAACAUGGUGAAACCUGCAUCUCUACUAAGUACAAAAAAUUAGCCAGGUGUGGUGGUGCAUGCCUGUAAUCCCAGCUACUUGGGAGGCUGAGGAAAGAGAACCAUUUGACCCUGGGAGGUGGAGGUUGCAGUGAGCCAAGAUUGCAUCAGAAUAACCAGUAUAACAUGGUUCUGGUACAAAAAUAAACAUCUAGACCAAUGAAAUGGAAGAGAGAGUACUGAAUUAAGCUAUACUUUGCAAUCAGGUUAUUUUUACAAAGCCAACAGAAAUAAACAAAUGGGGAAUUAACUCCCUAUUUAGUAAGUAAUACUGGGAAAACUGGUUAGUCAUAUGUGGAAGAAAACUGUACUACCUUUUUCUAUAAAAAAAAAAAAAACUCAAUAUAGAUUAAAGACUUGAUCUGUGAGUCUCCAAGCUACAAAAAUCUUAGAAGAACACUUAGAUAAUACUGGCCUCUGUAAAGAAUUUAUGACUAACGUCUAACAUGAGUGCAACAAAAAUAAAAAUAAAAAAUGGCAUCUAAGCCAAAGAGCUUCUGCACAGUAAAAGAAACUAUCAGCAAAGUAAACAGAUGACCUACAGUAUGAAAUAAAAUAUUUGCAAACUGCAGACAAUGAAGGAUUAAUGUACAGAAUCUAUAAUACAUUUAAUAAAAAAGCAAACAUGAUAUGAAUAGCCAGCUUCUUCUCAAAGGAAGACAUAAGAGCUGCCAAUAAACAUGUAAAAAUUGCUCAACGUUCCUAAUUAUCAGAAAGAAGUAAAUCAAAGUGACAGUGUGAUACUAUUUCAUACCAGUAAGAAUGACUUAUUAAAAGUAAGAUAAAUAAGAUGUUGAAGUUGUAGAGAUAAGGAAAUCUUUCUACACUGUUGGUGGGAAUGCAAAUUAAUUCAGAAUCUGUGCAAAGCAGUUUGGAGACUUCUCAAAGAACUAGAAAUAGAAUUGCCAUUUGACCAAUCAAGCCGAUUACUGGAUAUCUGCCCCCAAAAAGAAUAAAUAAUUUUGCCAAAGAGACACCAGCACUCACAUGUUCAUUGCAACACUAUUCACAAUAGCAAAAACAGAAUUUAACGAGUUACCCAUGAAUCUUUUAUUGGAUAAGAAAAAUGAUGUACUUAUACAACCUCCAAUACUAUGCAGCAACAGAAGAGAAUGAAGUAACGUCUUUUGCAGCAACAUGAAUGCAGCUCUGCUUCAGGCCAUUCUAAGCAAAUUAUUGCAUCAGAAAAACAAAUGCCACAUGUUCUCACUCAUACAUGGAUGCUAAAAAUUGGGCGCACAUGGAAACAAAGAUGAAAACAAUAAACACUGAGAAUUCUAAAAAGAAGGAGGAAGGAUGGGAGACAAGCAUUAAAAAUCUGCUUAGGUAUGAUGUACACUACUUGGGCAAUGAAAUUAUUAAGUAUCCAAACCUCAACAUCAUGUAGUCUACCUGUUUUACAAAUCUGCACAUGUACCUUAAAUAUAAAAUAAAAAUAAUAAAAUGUUUUCUGGUAUAAUGACAUGUUCUAUUUUUCCAGUGCUGGGUUAAUAGUUGAAAUUAGGGGUGAAAGACAAAUUUUUCACCCCUUAAGGCAUGGUGGUGAAUGUUUCUAUACCAGGUCUCCUCACAUUUUAUAAGCUAACCUGAAAUUUCUUGGUCUAUAGCCCAAAAAGUGUUUUAUUUUCAAGUGUGCAAGUAAAACAAAUUACACCUUUAUUAUUUAUGUAUUAACUGUACACUAGACUAUAGACUUAAUUUGUUACUGUACUCUUUUGGGGGAAAAUGUAAUUGGAUUAAUCAUUUUUUUCAGAAUGAACUAUUUGUGAAAGGGUGAGACUAAAAAUUAUGCUAAAUUACUGAAUUAGAAAUAUAAAACAUUUUUUCUAAAAAAAAAAAAAAGCACAAAAGUCUUAUGGUUGUAUUCCAAAAAUAAUUCAACAGAAAGUGGUGGUUAUUUAAGACCACAGUGCUGCAAAUGCUCAUUCCAUCACAAUCAUUCUUGUGAAAAAUAGAAAUAAUGGGUCAGAAGGUAUUUUUAGAGUACUUUUCUUACACUAUUGCAGUGUGAAAUUCUUUUCUUUAUUAAUUUCCAUAUGAAAGUCUGUACUUGAACAAAAGAUGCCAUGAAUUUCAAGUGAAUAUGCUCAGACAUUUAUUCUCCCUAGAUGGGCACUGGCAUGUUUUCAAUCAAGGUGUAGCAUUUCUUGCCUUCCUUGUGCUGCUGUGUUUGUGUGAAAUGAAAAGGCAGCAAGUAAAGAAGAAUGAACCAUGACAUUUCUAAUUUCAACAGCCACAGCCUCUGUAAUUGUUAUAUCAUCUAGAAAUGACAGUAUUUCAAAACUGACAAAAAGAAAGUGAUACUUUAUUUUAGUGUAUUAUUUAUAGUUUCUAAAAAUUUAUAGUUUCUGAUUUAUUAUAUGCUAAAAAACCUGAACAUACAGACACCUGAAAUUUCUACCAGAUGAUAGUAUUAAUAUUUUAAUAGCUUAUAAUUGACAGUCAAAAUUGCCUCAUUUGAUUUACUGGAAAGCAGUUAUUUAUCUUCUAAGUGUAAAUAGAGUACCCAUAAUCUUAAACAUACAGAUCUUUUAAGAUUAGCAUUAUGUCUAGAUUUAAAUAAAAUUCAUAGGCUUGUAGUAACAUAAAUUUUCGUACUUAUUUUCUAACAAAAGUGAAAAAGCAAAAGAAAUAAGUUGUUAAAAUGAUUUUUAAAAGAAACUUUAUAUAUCUUCAUUAAAUAACAUUUAAAACCCCAUUGUAAGUGAGUGAUCAGUAAUUCCAAUCUUUUUUAGUCACUGAGAAAACUUAAAUUAUUCAAUUGGAAGAAGUAUUCUUAUAUUAGCAUUUCUGAAACUCAGAAACUAUAGACCACUCAAUGGAUGAUGAUGUACAUGCAGACCACAAAUUUUCUAUGUAAUAAUAAGCUAAUCCUAGAUUUUAAUAUAAAAAUUUAAUAUAAUUCUAAAUUAAAACUAGUGGCUGUUUUAAGUCAUGAGAGAUAUCAUUGUUAGAAUCCAUUUACCAAAGUAUUUGGUUAAAUGCAGAGUGUCUGUCAGUUUUUUCAUUAGAAGAAGGCAUAUUGUUUUUUGUUUACUUGUUUAAUACAUUUAUGUUAAUUUGAUAAAUUUCAGUAUAGUUUAAAAAUAUAUAUUAAAAUUUUUUUUCUAACAAGUGAAGGAAAUCAUUUAUUUAAAAAUUUAGAGAGAAUUUUCCUCUAAACAGUUGCUUUAGAGUCUGUCUUUCAAAGUAUUAUAUUAUUUUGAACAUUAAAAAUCAAGUCUAUUUCUGAGUGCUGGGUUCUGACUGUUCAUGAUAUUUAAAGUUUACUUACCUACAUCUAUAAAUGAGCAAGCCAUUUGAAAUAAAAUAUAUAUAUGUGUAUGUUUCCUAAAAUUUUAAGAUGAACAACCACAUUUUUCUCUGGUGCAAUAUCUUAAGUCUUACUUCACUCUCUCUUAUAAAAAAAGUAUUAGUAGUAUUUUUUACUGGUAAAUCACAGUUGCAUAUAUUUAUGGGAUACAGUGUGAUGUUUUAGUAUAUGUAUAAAAUAUGGAAUAAUUAAGUUUUGUUUAGUAACAUAUCUAUGAACUCACCUAUCAUUUUUGUGGUGGUACAUUUGAAAUUUACUCUUAGUUAUUUUGAAAUAUACAAUACUUUAUAGUUUACUAUAGUUACCCUGAUGUGCGAUAGGUCUCAAAACUUACUUAACCUAUUUGAAAUUUUUUACUUUUUGUCAACUCCCUAUCUUUUCAUUAAGUUUAUAUCCAUUCUGAAUGUGAAUAUAUGAACAUUUGCCAAUAAUACUAUUAAAAACAUUCAACUACUAUUAUAGCCCCAGACUGUAAAUCUAGUCUCUCAAUUUAGAGUAAAUUAAGAGAAGACUUAUUUUUUUCAGCCAAGCAAAUAAGUGUAUAAAACUAAAGGGUAACAAACAUAGCAUUAGUUGCCAAAAAAUAGUAUGACUAGAUUCAAUAAGUGUCUAGCUAUGCAAAUGACGGUUCAAUUAAAUUAAGACCCUAAUAGGUGCGUGUGAAAAGCAUUGAUGUGCAAUGUGUUGCACCUCCACUCAGCACCUUUUUUUGCCCAUUCGUAAAGAUAUCAAUUUCCCCUGUGUGAUUCAGAGUGAAUACUAAAAAUGGAAAAUUCUAUGUUCAGAGUAAUUACUGGGAACAUGGUUAAAACAUUUCUUCAAUGUUAUGAAAAGUUUUUAUAAGUAUCACUCCACUUCAAAAAGUCUUUUAGUAAAAGAUUGUUUAUUUAUAGUACUCAAUUUAGAUUCAUAAAAAUUUCAAUAUUCCAGGAAAGUCAGAGACACCUAAAUGUAAACAAAAUUCCAUAAAGCUUGAAUGAGAUAAAUUCCUCUUGGUUAAGAAUUUUAUUUUACUAAUAUAGAGAAAAAUAGAAAACCAGUACUUCAGGCAAAAUAACAGUUUUUGGCACAGGAGUAUCACCAAAACAAGUGCUCUUCAUCAUCAUUGUUAAAGUAAGAAGAGCAUUGCCUGCUUUCCUGGAAGCAGCUGGCCUGCUUUCCACUGAUAUAAAGUGGAGAAGGCAUUCAAAUAGUGAAAGAGGGUGAUAUAAAUAGAAUACUUAUGUGAAAUACAGUUUAUAAUAAAAAGUAGCAUUUGAUGUUUUAUAACCGUAGAUGAGACUAUUAGCAUGAGGUCAUAAUAUUAUUGUUUCUAUUGACAAAUUAACUUUAUUUACAAUAUCCUUAUUUCAGAUAAUAUUCCUUUUUCUGCUCUAUAUUUGCUAGAUUUUGGUCAAAUCUUAUCUGAACUCAAUUGAAAUCAACAAAUCGAUUCUACCACAAGCAUUUUAUUAUUGAUGCAUCUGCUUAUUUUGCUUAAAAUACAUUAGCUUUUGAAAAGAUUUAUAGUUUUGUUUCUGAGUGUUGUUUAUUUCUGAGAAGUUGCUGUCAUGCUAGAAAACUGCUUUUCUCAGCUCUACUCACAAUGACUAAUAGCAAGUGGAAGUGAUGUGUGGAUGAGAAGCAAAUGUGUCUUCUCUGCAUCUCUUUUUUAAUCAAUUGGCUGAAGAAAGAGAAUGCAGAUAGAAGGUGAAAGAAAAUAUAAUCCCUGAAAGAUCAUGAAAAAUUCCUUUUCAUCAGAAAAAAAAGGAAAUGGUGAUUUGAGCAGAAUAUAUAUUUAAAAAGACAAUUUUUUAAAAAUGUUCUUUUUUUGAAAUAUAAAAAAAGCUGACCAAAUAAAGUCUAAAUGAAUUAAGUAUAGCUCCUAGUAUAACUCACAGUUAAUAUAAGUUGACUAUCCUCUCUGUAGACAUUUUUCAUCAGCCCUUUUCACCAUACAGCUAGACCUCAGCUAACACUUAUUAUGUGUCACAAAAAUGAAUCACUUUAGAAGCCAUCUUAAUAAUGAGACAAUUUGUUGUGGGAAGUCAAGGACCCCAAAUGGAGGGACUGGCUGGAGCUGUGGCAGAGGAACAUAAAUUGUGAAGAUUUCAUUGUAAUGUGGACAUUUAUCACUUCCCUAAAAAUACUCUUAUAAUUUCUUAUACCUGUCUUUACUUCAGUCUCUGAACAUCAGUUGUGAAGAUUUCAUGGACAUUUAUCAGAUCCCAAAUAAUACUCAUAAUUUCUUUCACCUGUCUUACUUUAAUCUCUUAAUCCUGUUAUCUUCGUAAGCUAAGGAUGUAUGUCACCUCAGGACCAGUAUUGUACAAAUUGAUUGUAAAACGUGUGUUUGAACAAUAUGAAAUCAGUGCACCUUGAAAAACAACAGAAUAAUGGUGAUUUUAGGGAAUGAAUGAAGACAACCAUAAGGUCUGCCUGACUGUGGGGUAGGGCAGAAUAGAGCCAUAUUUUUCUUCUUGAGGAGAGCCUACAAACGGACAUGCAAGUAGGGAAGAUAUCACUGAAUUCUUUUCCUAGCAAGGAUUAUUAAUAAUUAAGACCCUGGGAAAGAAAUGCAUUCCUCAGGGGAGGUCUAUAAACAGCCGCUCUGGGAGUGUCUGUCUUAUGUGAUUGAGAUAAGGGCUGAAAUAUGCCCUGGUCUCCUGCAGUACCCUCAGGCUUAUUAGGGUGGGGAAAAAAACCCCACCCUGGUGAAUUUGUGGUCAGACUGGUUCUCUGCUCUCGAACCCAGUUUUCUGUUGUUUAAGAUGUUUAUCAAACCAAUACGUGCACAGCUGAACAUAGACCCUCAUCAGUAAUGCUAAUUUUGCCAUUUGCCUUGUGAUCUUUGCUUUUAGUCCUUGCCCUGUUUCCUCAGAAGCAUGUGAUCUUUGUUCUCUUUUUGCCCUUUGAAGCAUGUGAUCUUUGUGACGUACUCCCUGUUUGUACAGCCCCUCCCCUUUCGAAGUCCUUAAUAAAAACUUGCUGGAUUUGUGGCUCAGGUGGGCAUCACAGUCCUACUGAUAUGUGAUGUCACCCCUGGAGGCCCAGCUGCAAAAUUCC
Messenger RNA from Gorilla gorilla gorilla (western lowland gorilla), 13976 nucleotides. RefSeq names its product zinc finger protein 208 (gene ZNF208). Gene Ontology annotation, molecular function: DNA-binding transcription factor activity, RNA polymerase II-specific; RNA polymerase II transcription regulatory region sequence-specific DNA binding. Gene Ontology annotation, biological process: regulation of transcription by RNA polymerase II. Lineage: Eukaryota; Metazoa; Chordata; Mammalia; Primates; Hominidae. The record is from RefSeq and is a predicted model, not a curated record. The transcript is spliced from 5 exons. The coding region runs from base 298 to 3939 and encodes 1213 amino acids. Gene Ontology annotation, cellular component: nucleus.